This is a messenger RNA of Saccostrea echinata, 849 nucleotides long. RefSeq lists its product as uncharacterized. The transcript has a single exon. Bases 1 to 849 code for a protein of 282 amino acids. Lineage: Eukaryota; Metazoa; Mollusca; Bivalvia; Ostreida; Ostreidae. The record is from RefSeq and is a predicted model, not a curated record.
AUGUUUCAAGCUAUUGACGAAAUGAUGUGCAGAUUCACCAUCAAGUACAUCGAUGGAUGGACACCUUCAUUUAUAUCACAAAGUGAUCAACUGCUUAUGACCCUCAUGAAACUUACCAUGAACAUGCCACUCUUAGAUCUUGCCGAGAGGUUCAACACAAGUGCAUCCUCAGUGAACAAUAUUGUAACUUCACAGAUCUGUGCAAUGCAUGAAGUUUUGUAUGAGGGGUUAAUAGAAAAUAACAUUCCGACUUUGCAAAAAUGCAAAGGCUCAAUGCCAACAAGUUUUGGCGAUUUCAGUGCAUGUCGCAUUGUGCUUGAUGCCACUGAAAUUACACAGGAUGUUCCUGGUAAUGACAUGAGGCUACAAGCUAGUACCUACAGUGGGUAUAAAAAUUCCCACACAGUUAAAAGUGUCACUGGUGUUGCCCCAAAUGGUGCACUAGUUUUUGCAAGUAAAUUGUAUCCAGGAAGUACUUCAGAUGUAGCGAUUGUUGAGCAUUGUGGACUUAUGCACCAACUGUCUCCUGGUGAUAUGAUUCUUGCAGAUAAAGGGUUCACAAUACAUAAACUCUUGCCACAAGGUGUGCAUCUUAAUAUACCACCCUUUUUGACAGCAAAGUCUCAGUACACCCCUGCUGAAGUCCAGCUCUGUAGAAAAAUUGCAAGAUCUAGAAUUCACGUUGAACGUGCUAAUGAAAGAAUAAAAAAUUAUGAAAUACUGAGACACAUCCCACACCAGCUCAGAUAUAUAAGUACAAAAAUCUUCCAGUUAUGUUGUGUGUUGGUAAAUUUCCAAGACCCUUUGUUGCAGGAAAUUGCUCAGAAUUUUGUACCAGAAAAUAACUGA